Molecule: messenger RNA, 578 nt
Organism: Guillardia theta CCMP2712
Lineage: Eukaryota; Cryptophyceae; Pyrenomonadales; Geminigeraceae
Exons: 6
Coding region: 4-549 (181 amino acids)
Source: RefSeq, a predicted model, not a curated record
AGGAUGUCAGAGAAUCGGACAUGGCAGGCGGAGGAGAGUCUGCGAGCUGCUGAGCUGAAGCUCGCAGAGGCGUCGAGACGAGAGCAGGCUUUGAAGGAGGAGUCAAGGAAGGCAUAUGAGAACGAGCAGAUGAGGUUGGAGUAUAUCCAGGAGCUCAAGCGGAGGUUCGAGGAGGAGAAAAGGUCUCUCGAAACAGAACUAGUGCGCAUGCAUGACGGACUGCGACUGGAGCGAAGCAAGAGGCUUGAGGAGGAGGCUGCUAAUGCGACUCUACGGCAAGAAGUGGAGCGCGUGUCGGAGGCAUACAAGAUUGCAAUCAUCAACAACAACGAGGGGGCCGAGAAGGUCCGCGAGCAGACGGAGAAGAUCCGCGAGAUUCAGAGGCACAACAGCAACCUCACCAUCCUCCUGUCUGAGAUCCAUCCUCGCCUCACCGUCCUCGAGCAGGAUGUUCUCAGCGUGUCUCGCAUGGGCGCCUUCGAUGCCUCCAACGGCGUUGGCGGGCGAGGAGGAGGAGCGACGCGAGAAGAGGAGGUCAUCAUGGCAUGAGUUCACUUUCUUCUCCUUAUAAGGUAAAU